AUGUUUUUCAAGCAACCCCUUACAGCACUCUUAUUCCUUUCCGCCACGGCUGUGGCUUGGGAUGCACCAGGCUACAGUGGUUUUACUCGUGUCUGGCAGGAUCCUUUCUCUGGCGCUGCCGGCACUCUGCCUGACACUAGCCGAUGGAACAUUAUAACGGGAUACCUCAACGUCAAUGCAGAACUCGAAGUCUACACAUCAUCCAGCCGCAACGUCCAACGAAGCGGCGGCGAUACACUCCAGCUUGUCCCAUGGCGCGAUGCUUCCGCUCUCAAGGGCUGGACUUCGGGACGUGUCGAGAGCAAAUAUGUCUUCACCCCCCAGGCAGGCAAGAUCACAAGAGCAGAGGCCAACCUGCGAUUCGGCUCGUGCUCUACCAACAAUAAACAAGGAAUCUGGCCUGCUUUCUGGAUGCUUGGAAACAUUCUCCGUAACGGCGGUAGCUGGCCAUCUUGUGGUGAGCUUGAUAUCAUGGAGACAGUUAACGGCCAGUUGACCGGAUACGGAACUGCGCACUGCGAUGUUUACCCUGGCGGCAUCUGCAACGAAGGUACCGGCAUUGGUGGCACGAUUGGUCUCCCGAACCAAGACUGGCAUACCUGGAGAAUUGAGUUCAACCGCGCCAAGAGCAGCUGGCGAGAUGAGACUAUCACCUGGUUCCUUGACGGACAGCAGUUCCAUCAGAUCUCGGGUGCAAGGAUUAACAAUGAGGGAGUCUGGAAUACCCUGUGCCAUAGUCCCAUGUAUUUCAUUCUCAACGUCGCUGUCGGUGGCACUUGGCCUGGGUACCCCAACGGUAACACGUGCGACGGCUAUGGUAGCAUGAUGGAAGUCGGCUAUGUUGCCCAUUACUCUAACUAA
Messenger RNA from Fusarium proliferatum ET1, 861 nucleotides. RefSeq lists its product as uncharacterized. The record is from RefSeq and is a predicted model, not a curated record. The coding region runs from base 1 to 861 and encodes 286 amino acids. Gene Ontology annotation, molecular function: hydrolase activity, hydrolyzing O-glycosyl compounds. Lineage: Eukaryota; Fungi; Ascomycota; Sordariomycetes; Hypocreales; Nectriaceae. The transcript is spliced from 2 exons. Gene Ontology annotation, biological process: carbohydrate metabolic process.